This is a messenger RNA of Thunnus maccoyii (southern bluefin tuna), 1128 nucleotides long. RefSeq names its product microfibril-associated glycoprotein 4-like. The coding region runs from base 493 to 1038 and encodes 181 amino acids. Lineage: Eukaryota; Metazoa; Chordata; Actinopteri; Scombriformes; Scombridae. Gene Ontology annotation, biological process: elastic fiber assembly. The record is from RefSeq and is a predicted model, not a curated record. The transcript is spliced from 4 exons.
AUUUGGGAUAAUGCUGGAUACUUUAGCUACACUGUGCUAACAGGGCAGGUGUCAUAAUCAAGUAAAUUUAAAUUUAAUUAAAUAUUGUAACAACAGUUCAAUUGAGUGCGAGUCUUGUAACCGAGAACAGCAGCAGGUGAGCCAACUGUCAAUCACAGAUGUCAAUCAAUGCCUACACAUCAGACAUCAAAACUAUAAGUCUUCAAAUUAAAUGGAGCAAUAAAUUCUAAAAUGACCACCAGCAUUCUUAUCAGAGGGUCUGAGUUUAGAGAUUGAGACCAGAAUGGCUCUUUGAAAACAUGAUUGACUCAGUGUUUCUAGAGAGAAGUUGAGGCUUUUUGAAUGGGAGCGAGUUACAGUAGCUAGCGGCCGUCGGCUACAUUUUAAGAUACUUCAGCCUCAAGAUGUGGCAGCUGCUGAUUGAUUGAAUAUAGUUUUAACUAAAGGAUCAUAUUGACUAAUAAGUGUGUUUGUGUGUAGGUGUACUGUGACAUGGACUCAGUAGGAGGACGGUGGACGGUGUUCCAGAGGAGGAUGGACGGCUCGGUGAACUUCUACAGGCCCUGGGAUCACUACAAGAAGGGCUUUGGUAGCGCUGCUGGAGAGUACUGGCUCGGUCUUGAGAAUCUCUUCCAUCUGACUCGGGGAAAGAAGGUCGAGCUGCUGGUCGACAUGGAGGACUUCAAUGGAAAAAAAGCAUUUGCUCGUUACUCCUCGUUCUCCAUCGAAUCAGAGUUCUACGGAUACAGACUUCAUGUGUCUGAAUUCAAAAAUGGAGGAGCAGGAGACGCCCUGAUUCAUCACAAUGGACAGAAGUUCACCACCUUCGACAAAGACCAGGACUCCAGCAGCAACAACUGUGCCCAACUCUACCUGGGGGGGUUCUGGUACAACAACUGUUUCUAUGCAAACUCCAACGGGCUUUAUCGCUGGGGGGCUUAUAGCACCUUGAUUUAUACAGGAGUGGAUUGGUACCAGUGGAAGGGCUGGAACUACUCCCUGAAGGCCAUCAGCAUGAAGAUUCGUCCUGUGCACUAAUUCUCCAGAACGAACAGCAGAAUAUCUGUUGAUCUCUUUCUUUCUUUCUCUCUGAUCUAGUCUGUAACUUCACAUAUACUUCAAAUAAAU